Molecule: messenger RNA, 662 nt
Organism: Pararge aegeria (speckled wood butterfly)
Lineage: Eukaryota; Metazoa; Arthropoda; Insecta; Lepidoptera; Nymphalidae
Exons: 1
Coding region: 1-435 (144 amino acids)
Source: RefSeq, a predicted model, not a curated record
AUGUUGUGGGCGCGCGCGGCUCAAACACCCGACACACACCGAAACAUGUACGCGUAUCUCGCGCUCGCUAUUGUGCUUGCAGCGUCUGCACUAACGGCUCCAACGCCUCGCGACCGUUUCGGAUAUGAAAGAGAAAUAGACACCAGAUACAACCAGGUCCCAAAACUGUUGGACUAUGUGCUUAAUGAGGAAUACAUAAAUGCACAGAAGAACAGAGCCAAACUUGUUACAAAAUUGCGGCCGGAAGAAGCUGUGGUCGCUGACAAUGUGAUUUUGGAAUCUAAUGUAGUGAAGAUCGUAAAACCUGCGAAGAAAUUAGACAGUGGUGAACUUGUGCGACAGAGACGCGGCUACAAUUUGGAAAAUGUGAUAGUUCCCGCUAGAUACCCUUAUCUUCCAGUAGUGCGGUACAACCGUUUCCGCCGGUGGGGCUAGUGGCUUCGCAGGUUGCCGUACUAUCAAAUGUCAAGGUUGCAUUGAAGCUAAUCAACAGCGGGACAUGCCUAUAGCGCAUCAGAACGCGUAAGCUGUCGCAAACAGGCUUUAUUGCAUUAGGUAUUAUUAUGAAGUGGCUGUGAUCGAAUGCUAAAGUCCUUUUUGCGAUGUUUAAGGCUUCGUAUGAAAUAGUUAAGAGUAAUCAAAGUGAAAAGACAAUUAUCAUU